ACGGGUGAAGAAGCUGGAAAAAGAUUGGCGACGCUUCCUCUGAUCUGCGAUUUGUACACUUUCAUCCACAGCUUGAGCCUAGCUGUCAAAAGCUCGGCACUGGACUUGGUGAGACCAAGAUCUCUACUCAAGUCGUUGUUUUUGGUUGGGGUAGAGUGGGUUUCUCUCCUCAGCUCCACCUCUGAAACUGUCAUCUGAAUCUACAACGUCUUCCUCGCUCUCGGACUUGCUGUGGAUACGAGUGGGUACGGGGAGCUCAUGGCAGAGUGGCAUCGGGGCGAAGGAUGAAGGAAGAUCUGGUGCAUUCUUGCCAGUCCAACGUUUGGAAGGGUCCACCAUGCAGAAGUAGCAGUUGCUGGAGAGGUCAAAUUGAGAAAGGAAACGGACUGAAAAACGAAGAGAGGUCAAAGGUCAUGACCUCACUUUGAUCCCAGGCAUAUUGUUCCAUUCAACUCUUGUGACCUCAUGUUCCACACCUUCCCCAACAAAUCCAGGGGGCAGACGGCGGUUGCCAUGGAGAAGACCUACUCGCUAACGGCGCAUUACGACGACUUUCAGGAAAUCAAGUAUGGCAGCCGCUACAGCAGCAGCACGCUCAGUAACGGCAGGAGCUUGAAUCUGGGUGGGUCUCUGGAUCGCAGUGGGCGUGGCCGAAAUGGGCGGGACAAGUGUGUGGGCGCGGCCAGUCCUGGGGGCGUAACCCACGCUCGCUGGAGUCGGCGUGAAAUCUGCCUACUCUCAGCGCUGGUGUUCGCGGCGGGAAUGUGCGUGAUUCUUGGCUGCAUGCUGGCGCUGAAGUUUCUGUCGUUAGAAACGCAGGAUUCUCAGUGUCGUCAGGACUGUGUGAAGCGACGCUCGCUGCUCCGUGCGGCACGGUUUGUCCAGGGCAACAUUGACCCGAGCGUCCAGCCCUGUCACGACUUCUACAGCUUUGCGUGCGGAGGUUGGCUCCGGAGACAUGGAAUACCGGAGGAUAAACUGAGUUAUGGAAUCAUUACCGCCAUCGGAGAGCAAAACCAAGAGAAGCUGCAGCGCCUCCUACAAACGCCGAUCCAGAGGAAUGAACCGGGUAGCGCAGAGAGAAAGGUGAAAGAAUUUUAUCGCUCCUGCAUGACCAUUCAGGAAAUUGACCGUCUGGGGGCAGGGCCUAUGACGGAGGUGAUUGAAAGCUGCGGUGGGUGGGACCUGUCUGGAGCUCCUCCCGGAGGGGCGGGCUGGGACAGUGGCUCCGCCCCCGUGAGGCCAGAUUUUAAUGAGAUGCUGUAUAAGACUCAGGGCGUGUACAGCACAUCUGUGUUCUUCUCUCUCACUGUCAGUGUAGACGAUAAAAACUCAUCACGCAAUGCCAUACGGAUCGACCAGGAGGGUUUGACUCUACCGGAGAGAACUCUGUAUCUGGGUCAGGAUGAGGACAGUGUGAAGAUUCUGGCAGCCUAUAAGGCGUUGAUGGAGAGAUUGCUGAGCAUGCUGGGAGCUCAUAACGCCACGCUGAAAUCCCGCGAGAUUCUGGACCUGGAGACAAGACUUGCUAAUAUCACCGUGUCUGAAUUUGACGACCAAAGAAAAGAUAUAAGUAGCAUUUACAACCGCAUACCAUUAAAACAACUCCAGAAAAUGGCUCCAAGUUUUCACUGGAAGCGUUUGUUGGAUCGGAUCUUCCAUGAUAAUUUCUCAGAGGAGGAGGAGAUCGUCGUUCUCGCCGCCGACUACAUGCAAAGAGUGUCGGACAUCAUUAAAACCACGUCUAAACGGGUUCUUCAUAACUACAUGUUGUGGCGGAUCGUGGCGGCGCUGAGCGAGCAUCUCUCCACGGCGUUCCGCAGCACCAUCCAUGAGUUCUCGCGCGAGAUCGACGGGACCGAGCGUCAGCUUGAACUGGGGCGACUCUGUCUCACUCAAGCCAACAAACACUUCGGCAUGGCGCUCGGCGCGCUCUUUGUGCAACACUACUUCUCUUCUAAGAGCAGAGCCAAGGUACAGGAGCUGGUGGAGGACGUUAAACAUUCGUUAGAUCUGAGACUGCAGGAGCUUGACUGGAUGGAUGAAGAAACUAAAGAAGCUGCCAGAGCAAAGUUACAGCAUAUGAUGGUGAUGACCGGUUAUCCAGACUUCCUGAUAAAGCCAGAACUUAUUGACGAGGAAUAUGCGUUUGAUGUCAAUGAGAAGACGUAUUUCAAGAACAUCCUCAACAGCAUCAAGUACAACAUCAAACUCUCCAUCAAAAAGAUUCACAAAGAGGUGGACAAGACAACGUGGCUGCUUCCUCCACAAGCUUUAAAUGCUUAUUACCUUCCAAACAAAAACCAGAUGGUUUUUCCUGCAGGAAUUCUCCAGCCGACCCUCUAUGAUCCGGAGUUUCCUCAGUCACUGAAUUAUGGAGGAAUCGGUGCGAUCAUUGGACACGAACUGACACACGGAUACGACGACUGGGGUGGGCAGUAUGAUCGCUAUGGUAACCUGAAGCAGUGGUGGACAGAAGAAUCCUACAGGAAGUUUCAGAAGAAGACCGAGUGUAUCAUCAAACUAUAUGACAACUUCACUGUCUAUAAUCAGAGGGUGAAUGGACGUUUGACGCUGGGAGAGAACAUCGCUGAUCUGGGUGGACUGAAGUUGUCUUAUUAUGCAUAUCAGAAGUGGGUUCGUGAUCACGGUCCUGAGCGUCCUCUUCCAGGACUGAAAUACACACAUGAGCAGCUGUUCUUCAUCGCGUUUGCUCAGAACUGGUGCAUGAAGAGACGAUCACAGUCGAUAUACCUUCAGUUACUGACUGAUAAACAUGCACCUGAGCACUACAGAGUAAUCGGCAGCGUGUCUCAGUUUGAAGAGUUCGGCCGUGUGUUCCACUGUCCCAGAGGGUCACCCAUGCACCCCGUUAACAAAUGUGCUGUUUGGUGACCUUUGAACCCUUUCCUCAUCUAGUCAUCUUUCACACCAGAACCCGGUCUGAGCUUCUCCGACGUCAUGAUACACAUGAAAUCCUGAUGCAUAUUGAAGUUUACAGCAUGUGAAGGGACAUCAAAGCCGCUCACGCUCCAUCAUCAGGCCGACAGCUCAUGUGCCAUAUUUAUAUUUGAUUAUUUUUAUAUUCUAAUGCAAAGUGUGAAACCUCAAUGGAGAGAUCAGAUGAUGAUUGUGUAUGUUAGAAAUACUGCCUGUGUGUGUGAGUGUGUGUGUGUGAGUGUGUGUGUGUGUAAGUGUGUGAGUGUGUGUGAGUGUGUGAGUGUGUGUGUGUGUGUGUGU
This is a messenger RNA of Xyrauchen texanus (razorback sucker), 3240 nucleotides long. Its product is annotated as endothelin-converting enzyme-like 1. Gene Ontology annotation, molecular function: metalloendopeptidase activity. Lineage: Eukaryota; Metazoa; Chordata; Actinopteri; Cypriniformes; Catostomidae. Gene Ontology annotation, biological process: protein processing. Gene Ontology annotation, cellular component: plasma membrane. The coding region runs from base 466 to 2895 and encodes 809 amino acids. The record is from RefSeq and is a predicted model, not a curated record. The transcript is spliced from 19 exons.